AUGCUCCGUUCCAUCGCCUUCCUUACCAUCCUGGCGACGACCCUCGUGUCUGCCCACAUCCAGCUCCAGUACCCACCUCCCAUCAACUCCAAGUUCGACCCGCAGACGGCCGAGGCCAACAUCGACUACUCGAUGACGGCGCCGCUGUUUCCUGACGGGUCCAACUACCCGUGCAAGGGGUACAACACGCCGUCGGCGUACAGCUCGCUCGGCGCGGUCGCGACGCUCAAGGCGGGCUCGUCGUUCGAGGUCGAGUUUGCGGCCGGCGGCGCGACGCACGGCGGCGGGUCGUGCCAGUUCUCGGUCAGCUACGACCAGGGCAAGUCGUUCGCCGUCAUCCACAGCGUCAUCGGCGGGUGCCCGCUCGCGAGCACCUACAGCGUGCCCAUCCCGAGCGGCCUUCCUUCGGCGACCAAGGCGACGUUCGCCUGGACGUGGUUCAACCUCGUCGGCAACCGCGAGGAGUACAUGAACUGCGCCAUCGUCGACAUUCAGGGCUCGUCGACCGCCAAGUCGUUCACGGGACCGGGCCUGUUCCGCGCCAACACGCUCGGCGACACGUGCAUCACGACCGAGGGCAAGACGCCCGUGUUCCCGAACCCGGGCCCGUCGGUCGCCUACGGCGCCGGCAUGUCGAGCUCGUCGCCCGCGACGGUCAUCGACGGCUGCGCGUACGACGAGAACAUGUCGGUCACGGUCGGCCCGUCGGGCUCGUCGUCGUCGUCCGGCGGCGCCGGCUCGGGCUCGAGCUCCUCCUCGCUCGCGACGCCGCCCAAGGCGACGACGUCGUUGCACGCCGCAGUAACCACGAGCAAGGCUGCGGCGACGACGACGACCAAGCUUGCCGCGACCACCUCGCGCGCCCAGACGACGACGGCCGCCGCGCAGCCGACCUUCCCGAGCGCCGCCCCGGUCGGCGCCUUUGGCGUCUCUCGCCUGUCAGCUGCCCGCGCUAGCGCCAGCAGCCGUGCUGCAGCGCUCAGCUCGGCGGCUCCUGCGUCGUCGUCGUCGAGCCGGGCAGCCGCAGCCACCACGACGAGCAAGGUCCCCGCUCCGGCGACGACGACCCGCGCCGCCUCGACCUCGGUCGCCCGCACCACCUCGUCGGCCGCACCUGCCGCCACCACCUCGGCGAGCUCGUCGUCGAGCGGCGGCUACGUCGGUACGUGGCUGUCGUGCACGAGCAAGACGACGUUCUCGUUGUGCUCGAAGCCGACCGGCUGCACGCCGAUGGGCUCGGUCGCCUCGGGCACCGAGUGCGUCCAGGGCGCGAUCGUCAUGGCGUCACGCACUCGCAUGGCGCGGGUCGUCAAGCGUGCUGUCGCCGACAUCGCGCCCGCGCCCGUCGCCGUCGCCGUCGCGCCGCUCGAGCGCCCGAGCGCGCACAUGUCGGCCAAGAGCCGCCUGCGGCGGGCCCCGUCGGCGUCGGCUCCCGCGUCGAGCGUGCACGAGCAGUUUGCGCGUGCGCAGGCGCACGCGCUCAGGUCGUCGAGGAGCAACCGGCACUGAGUGCUCGGCUCGCUCUCGUCGUCGUGACCGACCUGUACCCCUUUCUCCCUCUCGUGCCGUCCCUCCCUCUCUCCUUAACGAGCUUGAUGCCCCACCACUUAGCCGGGUUUGAUACCCCGCUGCAGCCUCCUCGUCUCCCUUUCGUUCUGGUAACGCCCACUCGCAGACCCUCUC
Rhodotorula graminis WP1 is the source of this 1683-nucleotide messenger RNA. RefSeq lists its product as uncharacterized. The record is from RefSeq and is a predicted model, not a curated record. The transcript has 3 exons. NCBI's taxonomy places the organism in Eukaryota, Fungi, Basidiomycota, Microbotryomycetes, Sporidiobolales, Sporidiobolaceae. The coding region runs from base 1 to 1509 and encodes 502 amino acids.